AUGAAGACUCCCAACAUCAUCUUCACGCUCACGCUCCUCUCAACACUCAGCUUAACCACCGCCCAAGACGCACCACCCACAGUGCCAACACCACCCACAGUGCCAACACCAUCCCACUACUUCCCUAAACAUAUCAAACGAGCGGUCACCGACUUUAUUAACAACUCGAUUCUCGCAGACCCCAAUGAGCCUCCAGCCCCACCCGUAUCUUCAUCAUCAUCAUCAACAACAACAGCAUCCUCUGCAUCUAGCACCGACCUCAGCGCAUUCCUCUCGUCGCUCUUUCCGUCCUCAGCCCCACCCGCUCCGCCUCUAAGCUCCGAUGUUACAACUACCGCCAGUGUAUCGACCCCAGAGUCUACUGCUCCUUCCACCACCGCUUCGUCAAGUGGAAUUCUUAACAUUGUUGACGGCGUAGUUGAGGCGCCAAGCUCGGUUGUCUCAGGGGUUACCUCAGGAGUUGUUGCGCCGGUUGUUUCUCAGGUUACUUCGGCGGCUGUUUCGCCGGUCGUUUCUGAAGUUAGCGCGGUGGUUUCGGAGGCUACGAGCGUUGUGUCGGAGGUCGGUUCUAAGGUGACUUCUGCAGUGUCGGAAGUUACUUCAGCGGUGGAAGAGGUGGUUUCUCAGGUCACUUCUGUGGUUUCGGACGCCACUUCAGUUGUCCAAUCAGUAGUCACCGAUGUCACAUCUGCUGCUGGCGGUGCUACUUCUGUGGUUGAUUCUAUAGUCCCUGGAGUUACUUCUGUUGCAUCCAGCGCAGUUGCGGAUGUCACUUCUGUGGUUGAUACUGUGGCUUCAGGCGUUACCUCUGCAGCUGGCUCUGUUGUCUCCAGUGCGGUGUCAGAUGCCACCUCUGUGGUUGGCUCUGUGGCCUCCGAAGUUACUUCUGCGGCCGGCUCUGCGGUUUCCAGUGUGGUAUCGGAUGCAACUUCUGCGGUCGGCUCCGUAGCUUCUGGGGUUACUUCUGCGGUCGGCUCUGCUGCCUCCAGUGCGGUAUCAGAUGCCACCUCUGUGGUUGGCUCUGUGGCCUCCGAAGUUACUUCUGCAGCCGGUUCUGCGGUUUCCAGUGUGGUAUCAGAUGCAACUUCUGCGGUCGGCUCCGUAGCUUCUGGGGUUACUUCUGCGGUCGGCUCUGCUGCCUCCAGUGCGGUAUCAGAUGCCACCUCUGUGGUUGGCUCUGUGGCCUCUGAAGUUACUUCUGCGGCCGGUUCUGCCGCUUCCAGUGUAGUAUCGGAUGUAACUUCUGCAGUCGGCUCUGUGGCCUCCGAUGUUACUUCUGCCGUUAGCUCUGUUGCUUCUGAAGCGACCUCCAAAGUAGGCUCUGUAGUAUCUGAUGCCACGUCUGUUGCCAGUGCUGUUGUCUCAGGAGCGACUUCUGUAGUUGGCGAUGUUACCUCUGCCGUGGACUCUGCUGCAUCAGGUCUUACUUCUGGUGUUGCAAGUAUCACUUCCGUUGCUGGGUCUGCGGUCUCAGUUAUUGCAUCUGAUGCCACGUCUGUUGGCAGUGCUAUUGUUUCAGGAGCAACUUCAAUUGUCGGCGAUGUUACUUCUACAAUUGGUUCUGCUGCUUCGGGCGUAACUUCUGAUGUUGCAGCAAUUACCUCCGGUGCCGGGUCUGCGGUCUCGUCUAUUGCAUCUGAUGCUACCGCAGUUGUUAGUAGCGCACUCUCGGAAGUGACUUCUGCUGCCGGUGCUGUAACUUCGGGGGCAUCUUCUCUCAUCAGCGAUGUUACUUCCGCUGCCGAUAGUGUAGCUUCAGGUGUUUCUACGGCUGUUGGUUCCGCAGUCUCUGGUGUUUCUUCUGUUGUCAGUGAUGUUACUUCUGCCGCUGGCUCUGUUGCUUCAGAUGUAAGUUCAGGUGUUGCAGCAAUCACUUCUAGUGCUGGGUCUGCGGUCUCGUCCAUCGAAUCUGGUGCCACCGCCGUUGUUAGUAGUGCACUCUCACAGGUAACUUCGGGAGCAUCUUCUCUUGUAAGUGAUGUUACUUCUGUUGCCAACAGCAUGGCCUCAGGUGUUACUUCAACUGUUGGUUCCGCAGCUUCAGACGUUUCUUCGGCCGUCUCAGGAGUCACUUCAGCCGUCGAUUCUGUCGCUUCUGGCAUUUCUUCAGUCGCCUCAGGUGCCACUUCAGUUCUCAAUUCAGGUGUAUCUGGUGUUACGUCAGUUGCCAGCGGGAUUGUCUCAGAGGCCACUUCUGUUGUAGCCGGUGUCUCUUCUGUUGCCAGCAAUGUAGCUUCUUCGGCUGUCUCCCAGGUUACCGAUAUCGCAAACUCGACCCUGCCCGACACAUCAAUUGCCCAAAGCAUUUUACCUACCUCAGUCAUUCAAAGCGUUCUCCCAUCUAACCUACCAAGUAACUUGAAUGACACUCUUUCUCCUGUGACAUCGAUCAUUGACGUGUCCUCAGUGGCUUCAAGUGUAUUGCCUAUUCACACCUCGGAUUACGCUAUUAAUGUCACUGUCCCAACUAUCGAUAUUUCGAGCCUGCUCUCAAGCGCCACCAACCUCCCAUCUAUCACUAGCGAUAUCCCACUUCCCAUCCAGACCAAUGGAACCAUUAUUGCGACUUCACUCACUUCUUUACUCACUGUGCUUCCUACUGGGAUCUUGACGGACGGCGGCAACAGCAGUGUUAUUACUACUCCAACAAUCACGACCAUGGAUCCUUCAUCAAUGUUGUCUAGUAUUUUAGGGCCUGCACCCACAAACAAUGGGACAGAGUCGGUUCCUACUUCACUGCCAUAUGAUUCUACUACUUUAUUCCCACCGUCUGUCAAUGGCACUUCAACGGCGGAGCCUUCCUCAGGUACCGUUUCCACGUCUUCGGAAGCAUCUACUGGGGCAUCUUCUCAUACAUCCACUGGGACAUCUUCUCAUACAUCCACUGGAACAGUAUCGACCACGUUCGCGACGUCAACCACUGAACCCACUAGCAAGAUCACCUCCAUCCCGGCCGCUGGUAAUACGACCUCCUCGGCCUCGGAGACAUCAACUGUAACCACCGAGCUCCCCAGUACGACUUUGACCACAAAGCCCACGACCACAUCUACCACCCAAUGGUUCUCUUCUGCGCUUACAGUAGCACCCGACACCACUUCGACCACUACUGCAACUGCAACGGGUGAUGAAACCACCACUACGACCACCUCAAUUCAGACCGGUAUCCCAUCAAACCUCCCCAAGGUAAUCACUCCAGCCGGUGGCAUGCCUGAACAGCCCGACAACUACACCCUUGUCCGCUUUGGUUUCCUACACGCCCUCAACUACCCCUUUGUCGUCGAGAACCCAGUAGCUGUCGCUCAAAUCUUCGAAUAUCUCCCUCACGGUCUCUGUUAUGGACUCCAAAUCGACUCCUCAGAUGUGAUUAUGCAUACUCUCCAGCCCUAUGACACCACCAAGACCCGCGGCUACGUCACAACACUCGCAUUUGCUUACGUCCCCAAGGAUCUUGUCAACAAGCUCGAUCUAGACCGUCACACGCCCGCCGCACGCCUCUUCCAAAACCCAGACGCGCCUGUCUCUCAGAUGAUAAACCUUCUCGACCCAUCAAUUCCAUUACUCGCGUCAAUGGAUGACCAGACUGGUGACGGCAACGGCGCCAUGGGAACAGGUGGAACCUGGGGGGACGGAAGCAAUGGAGACGGAUCCUCCGACAACGGAGAUGCUGCGCCUAUGGGAAGUACAUCCUCUAACACAACCGUAUCCGGCAAGACCAUCGGUUUGAGUGUCGGUAUUGUUGCGGGCGCUGCAGCGUAUGGUGCGGCGAUGUUCUUGGUGGCCAGGAGGUACAGGCAGAGAAGGGCCGGACGACACGGAAGAAGCAACUCCAUUAACAGGAGUGUUUCGCCUGGGAGCAACCCGGCGAGUGGAUUGAUGACUAGUGGGGGCGCGGUUAUGCACGGUGCGGCUAGGUUCGACCACAGGGGAAGCAGGGGAAGUGGAGGAAGGGCCAGUGCUAGGACAGCGCAAAUCUCGGCGCCGAUGAUGGCUGAGAAUUCGCUGGGUUGGAAUUAA
This is a messenger RNA of Morchella importuna, 4014 nucleotides long. RefSeq lists its product as uncharacterized. The record is from RefSeq and is a predicted model, not a curated record. Gene Ontology annotation, molecular function: osmosensor activity. Gene Ontology annotation, cellular component: extracellular region; site of polarized growth; plasma membrane. Gene Ontology annotation, biological process: hyperosmotic response; osmosensory signaling pathway via Sho1 osmosensor; fungal-type cell wall organization. The transcript is spliced from 2 exons. The coding region runs from base 1 to 4014 and encodes 1337 amino acids. NCBI's taxonomy places the organism in Eukaryota, Fungi, Ascomycota, Pezizomycetes, Pezizales, Morchellaceae.